Messenger RNA from Trifolium pratense (red clover), 1839 nucleotides. RefSeq names its product growth-regulating factor 5-like. Bases 442 to 1467 code for a protein of 341 amino acids. Gene Ontology annotation, biological process: regulation of DNA-templated transcription; DNA-templated transcription; developmental process. Lineage: Eukaryota; Viridiplantae; Streptophyta; Magnoliopsida; Fabales; Fabaceae. Gene Ontology annotation, cellular component: nucleus. The transcript has 4 exons. Gene Ontology annotation, molecular function: ATP binding. The record is from RefSeq and is a predicted model, not a curated record.
GACUUUAAUUUUUUGCUCUAAAUUUUUUAUUAGGAAAAAAAUACAAAAAAUAAAAAAAGUUACAAAGAGGUAAAAAAAUAUCUAUCUAGUAUCUAUCCAAAUAGUGAGUUGAAUGGGAUAGGAAUAGUAGUACUGCUGACUAUUAGUAUUUGACUUGGAGCAGCAUUCAUGAGCUAGUUAGCUAGCAUCUGCAUCCGGACAUAAUCAACACGCGCCCGUUCAGUGUGACAGAAAACAACGGAACACAAACAAACCAUAAACAAACCCCAAACCAUACCAAACCAAAAUGCUUCCUUCCGACAAACUUCGAUCUGAGUGUGUGAGUAUGUGUUAGUUAAUUAGUUAGUUAGUUAGUUACAACUGUAUUCAUUGAUUCACUCACUCACUCACUCACUCUCAGAGUCACAGUUGAGUUAGUAGCAACAGUACAGAAAAAAAAAGAUGAAUAGCAGUAACGGAGGGAUGAUGGGUUUCAGUAAAUCAUCAGCAGCAGCAACAGCAGCAGCAGCAGCAGCAGCAGCAGGAUCAGCAUCAUCAUCACCUUUCACAGUGUCUCAGUGGCAGGAACUUGAACAUCAAGCUUUGAUCUUUAAAUAUAUGGUUGCUGGUCUUCCUGUUCCACCUGAUCUUGUCCUUCCCAUUCAGACUACUGCCUUUCAUUCCAACAAUUUCUUUCAUCAUCCUAUUCCCACUUUGAGUUAUUGUUCCUUCUAUGGGAAGAAGGUGGACCCCGAGCCAGGAAGAUGUAGGAGGACUGAUGGAAAAAAGUGGAGAUGCGCGAAGGAAGCAUACCCAGACUCCAAGUACUGUGAGCGCCACAUGCACCGUGGCCGCAACCGUUCAAGAAAGCCUGUGGAAUCACAAACUAUGGCACAGUCGUCAUCCACUGUGACAACUGUCGCUGGUGGCGGCAGCAUACCUGGAAACUUCCAGAACCUUCCCACAACAAAUUCCUUUGGUAGUCUUCAAAAUACUACUGCUUCUGGAACUGACCGUGCUGAUUAUCAUCUUGAUACCAUUCCCUAUGGGAUUCCAAGUAAAGAAUACAGGUAUCUUCAAGGUCUUAAAUCUGAGGGUGGAGAACAUAGCUUCUACGCAGAAGGUUCGGGAGGAGGCAACAAGGGUCUCCAAAUGGAGUCGCGGCUGGAAAAUGCAUGGCCUUUGAUGUCAACCAGAGUUUCCUCUUAUUCUGCAUCAAAAUCAAGUAAUGAUUCCAUGUUGCAAAGUGAUUAUCCCCGGCAUUCAUUUUUAUCUAGUGAAUAUGGAUCUGGUCAAGCUGUGAAGGAAGAGGGCCAGCCUCUUCGACCCUUUUUCAACGAAUGGCCUAAGAGGAGGGAGUCAUGGUCAGGUCUAGAAGAUGAGAGAUCCAACCAAACAGCCUUCUCCACAACUCAACUCUCAAUAUCCAUACCUAUGUCAUCUUCUGAUUUCUCUGGCACAAGCUCUCAGUCGCCACACGAUAACUAGAGCAGUCAUUCAGGAUCUUCAAAGCAAUUUUAUGGAAGGACCAAACAAAUCUAGUUGGAUAAGUGUGGUCCGGUGAAAUCCUGUAUUCGUGUAUUUUCUUUCAUUGAAGCUGAUUUGUGUACAACUUGAUGCAGUUCGUUGUAAGAAAAACCAGCAUCUACUCAUCUUGUGGCAGGAGUGGAUACUUGUAGAACUCUGGGACAUUCUUCGUUUUGGAUUACAUGAACAAGCAGAAAUAUUUCCGUUCUGAAUUUUAUGUAUGUCUAAUAAAGUUACUACUGGUUUUGUUCUUGUAAUUUUACGCACUCCUUCGAGGUUAACUGAGUUUUUCGGUGCUUUCAUUUGCAAGGGCUUGUUAUUUUCAGUUUUUCA